AUGCAAUGUGAAAUCGACGAGUUGAGGAGGGAAUUGCGUCAUGCUCGGCGAAGACGUUCAUCGCCUAGUUCGGAACCGUCUUCCGAAGAGACAGAUGGUGCUAGUUAUAGGCGGAGAUCUAGAACUCCACCCAGCGAGACCUUUUCCUAUGAAGAGGAGCACCACCAUAGACGUAGAUACAAAAGCCCACCUUGCAAAGGCUUGGGGAACGAUGCCAUGAACAAGGCGCUGAGUCAAGUUUCUAAGUCACCGUUCACACGGAACAUAGAAGAUGCGAGCCUUCCUUGGCGAUUUCAUCAACCCACAUUCACCAUUUAUAAUGGUCGGAUAAACCCAGUAGAACACGUUAGCCAUUUCAGUCAAAGGAUGGCUGUUCACUCCAAAGAUGAAGCCUUGAUGGUUCCUCAGCCUUUGGGAUCCUUAUUGUCUAUGUCAUUGUGGGAGGGUGAGACUCUGAAGGCUUAUUCAGAUAGAUACUGGGAGAUAUUUAACGAAAUAGAAGGAGAGUACGAUGAUGUGGCCAUUAACACUUUCAAGGCUAGUCUUCCAGCCAAGCAUGAUUUAAGGAAAUCCCUAACUGGUAAACCUGUUACUAGUGUACGCCAAUUGAUGGAUCGGAUUGACAAGUACAGAAGAGUAGAAGAAGACCAACUGCAAGGGAAAGGAAAGGCUAAGGUGAUCCCUCGGGGGAGGAGGGAUUUCAGGUCGGACCGGUACAAUAAUAACCGACCUCGAAAAGACUUUGUUGGGCAGUCAGGAUCUACCAACACUCAAGCGGUUAACGCUGUGUUUUGA
Quercus robur (English oak) is the source of this 795-nucleotide messenger RNA. RefSeq lists its product as uncharacterized. The transcript has 2 exons. NCBI's taxonomy places the organism in Eukaryota, Viridiplantae, Streptophyta, Magnoliopsida, Fagales, Fagaceae. The record is from RefSeq and is a predicted model, not a curated record. Bases 1 to 795 code for a protein of 264 amino acids.